AUCAACACCACAAUUCAACUUCGAUUUCUAUGAUAGCCGAGAUUGCGGCACCGUCCCUUGCCACGACAACCCCGCGAUAAAAACAAAAGACACUUGGCAAGGCACUUUGAAUACGCAACAAUGGGAUUGAACAAAGACGCGAGCCACACGUACGUGCACAUGCAUCGCGCCCGCGACGCCGACCUGUUUGAGGACUUUUGCAAGGAGAAACUGCCCGACGACGAGGUGUACGUGCCGCCGCAGCACCAACCCAUCAACCCCGAGGACGAGGACGACGUCGUGCCGGACCAACACGCGGCCUUUGGCAUCACCAAGGCGACGCAGAGGCAGCGCGAAGCGGCGUGGAAGGACCUCGGGCUGGGGGGCCUGAUGAACCGUGGCCCCCCGCCGCCGGGCGGGUGGGCGCAGGACAAGGGAGCAGCAGGCGGUGCCGGUGUCGCUGGCGCGAAGAGGCUGCCGCGGUAAGAGGGGGAACGAUGGCCCCCCCGGGCGAUGCGCCGGUCGGAGAACGGUUAUUGGCGUUAUGGUGGAUACCCGGGAAAUUUUCAUUUGGACAACAAAACAGCGUGGUGGCGUCGAGACGGGCCUGAUGGGCUAGGAAGGGAGACUUGUCAUAAGCCGGGGGGCAGGUCUGCCUAUCUGCGGAGCUGAGAAGCCCGCUGGCGAGUAACACGCGUGAACUACACCAUGGACACAUAUCGCUAUCGAGGACAACGCUUUUCUUGUUUUUUUUUUGUCCGGCCUUUUAUUUUUCUAGCCGUCUUU
Colletotrichum navitas is the source of this 765-nucleotide messenger RNA. RefSeq names its product Apc13p protein-domain-containing protein. Bases 121 to 465 code for a protein of 114 amino acids. NCBI's taxonomy places the organism in Eukaryota, Fungi, Ascomycota, Sordariomycetes, Glomerellales, Glomerellaceae. The transcript has 2 exons. The record is from RefSeq and is a predicted model, not a curated record. Gene Ontology annotation, cellular component: anaphase-promoting complex.